AUGCAAGGAAACCAGGGCCCCCGUGGUGAACAGCAGUAUCAUGGCCCAUCUAGACACCAGAUGGAAAACCAGAAAUACCCUGGAGCCAACAGCAAUGGACAGCAUGCAGAUGAGCAGGAGAGCCCAAGUAAGAUAGGGUUAAUUGACUCCUGAGCCCUGUAUUGGAAGGAAAUGAAAUCAUACAGUAUUAGAGAUUCUAAUCUUUUGCUUCUCUGUAGAUGCGGGAAUAACCAUAGAUCUACAAAACUUCAGGAAACCUGGAGAGAAGACUUACACUCAGCGUAGCCGUCUGUUUGUGGGAAAUUUACCAACUGGUGUUACAGAGGCGGAGGUGGAGAAGUUGUUUUCCAAGUAUGGCAAGGCAGCUGAGAUUUUCAUCAACAAGGACAGGGGGUUUGGAUUCAUUAGACUGGUAAGUAGCUAGUGUAGCGGAUGACCAAGUGCUUCACUACUGCCUUCCUGAGAUCUAGAAGUACUGUAACCCCCAGAUUCAGAAUUGCCUUAGCUUUCUGGGUCAGUUAUAUUGACAGUGCCUCUUGAGUUUUUGUUACAGUGAGGAAGGUCAUAAGUUUGCACCCCGGUUGGGGCUGAAUUUCCACUCUGUCACAGUAGCAUGUUCAAGGGAUGGAAGUUAUAUUCCUCAAUCCUAAAUGAAUGGAAAAGCGUUCAUGUUCUUAUUUGAUCCUUUUCUACCAACAGGAGACAAAAACAGUGGCUGAGAUUGCUAAAGCCGAGCUUGAUGACACCUCAUUCAGAGGCAGACAGUUGCGCGUGCGAUUUGCAACACAUGGUGCUGCUCUAACUGUGAGGAAUUUGCCACAGUUCAUUUCCAAUGAGCUCCUGGAAGAGGCUUUCUCUGUCUUUGGCCAGAUUGAAAGGGCCAUAGUUAUAGUGGAUGAUAGAGGGAGACCCACAGGAAAAGGGAUUGUGGAAUACACAGCCAAGCCUGCAGCAAGGAAGGCUCUGGAUAGGUGUGCAGAUGGAGCCUUUCUAUUGACUGCGUAAGUAUCGGGUUGUAAAUAAAAUAAAAACAUGUAAUAUUUCAAAUGCAUUUUGUUGUAAUGUUUUCAAAAUGGGAGAAGUAAUGCUGAUUGUUUUCCACUUUUCAGAUUCCCCAGGCCAGUGACAGUCGAGCCAAUGGAGCAGUUUGAUGAGGAUGAGGGACUGCCAGAGAGGAUUGUUAACAAAAACCAAGUGUUUCACAAGUGAGUAAUCAUAGUUUUGGGUUUUGGCAUACUUUCUCCAAAUGCAUGGGUCAGAACUGUGCUUAGAACAAUCUCACACCAUGCUGCCGAAAAGAGGUACAAUCCAUGACAUUUAAGUGUUUCAUAUUGAGCUGGUUUUCUUGUGUAAAAUCUCUCUACCAGGGAGCGGGAGCAGCCACCGAGAUUUGCCCAGCCAGGGACAUUUGAGUAUGAGUAUGCCAUGCGCUGGAAGGCCCUGAUGGAGAUGGAGAAGCAACAGUAUGAGCAGGUGGACAGGAACAUCAAGGAGGCUCAGGAGAAGCUGGAGCAAGAGAUGGAGGCAGCCAGACAUGAGCACCAGGUUAUCCUGAUGAGACAAGGUAUGUAUGGUCUGGGUCCACUCUACAGACACCUUAUCAAUCCAAGGUUAAGGACACUAAUAAACACAAAACAGGCUGUCCUAUGGAGAAAUGUAUGUAUUUCUUAUAGUGUCUUACCACCAGAUUUAGCCCAGAUAUCAAUCUCAUACACCGCUUGAAUGCAAUCCUGUUGGCAAUUGAUUCAUAUGGUAUAGGUCUUUUGACUAGGUUACUAACAAACGGGGUGUUCAUCUCAUUACAGACCUGCUAAGGCGUCAAGAGGAGCUGAGGAGAAUGGAGGAGCUCCAUAACCAGGAGAUGCAGAAGAGGAAGCAGAUGGAGCUGCGUCAGGAAGAGGAACAUCGCAGGAGGGAGGAGGAGAUGAGGAUGCACAGUGAGGAGAUUAUGAGGCGGCAGCAGGAGGGCUUCAAGGGGAACUUCCCUGGAAAUGUGAGUCAUUGCUAUUUGACACUGGUUAAAUACACUGAUAAAAAAAAAUAUAUAUAUAUAUAUAUAAUCAUUAUUACUCUAUACACAGAAAUGAAAGUUGCCUAAAUGUUUCUAAGCAUCUUUGCAAUUGUGUUUGUGGCUGAGCAAUCGGAAAAAGGACCAUUAUUCACUAAAACAAUAUUUUGGUUGCUUAUUCUAAGCUGUCAAUUGUUUAAUCUAUCUGAUUAAAUAAUGCCUUCCUGAUGUGUUAUAAUUUUUCUUAGCGGGAGCAGGAGAUGCGGAUGCACAUGCAAGGUAAGGUUUCCAUUAGCUUUCAGAUCUUCACUGAGCUAUCAAGGGUAGUGGUCACCAUGUUAUCUAGUAUAUACAGUGGGGUCUGGAAUUAUUGGAUCCCUUGAUAAAGAUAAGCAAAAAAGACUGUAAAAUAAAUAAUUAUAUUGAAAAGAACAGAAACAUUUAUAAAAUAUGGAAAAUUAUAUUUUAUACUAAUACAAUUGCUCAGAGAAAGAGAUUGUUUUAACAAGUAAUAAAUAAAUACAAAAAAGCUCAAAGAUCAAGGUCAAAAAUGAUUGGAUCCUCUGUUUUCAAAACUCCAGCACCCUCCCCUUGCGAGGAUAACGACACUGAACCUUUUUCUAAAUGUUUUAUGAGAUUGGAGAAAACAUUUGGACCAUUUCUCCAUACAGAAUCUUUCCAGAUCCUUGAUAUCCUUCGUCUGCGGUAUGGACUGCCCUCUUCAAUUCCAACCACAGGUUUUCAAUGGGGUUCAAGUUCGGAGACUGAGAUUGCAAGAUGUUGAGUUUGUGGACAAUUAACCAUUUCUUUGUGAAUUUGAAUGUGUGGUUGGGGUUAUUGUCUUGCUGGAAGAUUCACUUGCGGACAAGUUUCAGCCUCCUGGCAGAGGCAACCAGAUUUAUGGCUAGAAUGUCCUGGUACUUGGUGCCGUUCAUGAUGCUGUUGACCUUAACAAGGGCCCCAGGACCAUUGGAUGCAGAAUAACCCCAUAAAAUCAAAGAUCCACCACCAUAUUUUCCAGUAGGGAUGAGGUAUUUUCUGCAUAUGCAUUGUUCUUCCACCAUUGGUGUGCGUGGCCAAAGAGCUCUAUUUUUAUGUCAUCUGACCAUGGCACUGCCUGGAGUUUGCUAAAUGGCAUUGUCACUCAGAUUGGAAUCAGUGCUAUGGUCAUAUGACACAAAUAUAGGUAUUUGGCCGCCACGCACACCAGCGGUGGGUUUGGCCUUUGAAAGAACAAUGCAUAUGCAGAAAAUACCUCAUCCCUACUGUAGAACAUUUACAUUUUGCGAUGGCCAUUUGUCUCUGAACUUGAACCCCAUUGAAAACCUGUGGUUUGAAUUGAAACAGGCAGUCCAUAAGCACAGACGAAGGAUAUCAAGGAUCGGGAAAGAUUCUGUAUGGCGGAAUGGUCUAAGAUCCCUCCCAAUGUGUUCUUUUGACCCCUAUCUUUUUUAGAUAUAAAAAAUAUAUAAACUUGUUAAACAACAAUUUUAGCAUACAAUACAGCUCAGUAUUUCUUUAUUUUAGUAUUUUAUGCUCAUCUUUAUCAAGAGAUCUAAUAAUUCCUGACCCCACUGUAUUUUAUUGGUUUGCUGAUGUGCUGACUUUUGGUUUGGUGUAGGUCAAGGAAUAAACAGAAACUCGAUGGGUGGUGGUGAAGGAAACCCCAGCGGGCCCAUCCCUGGAGCUGCCAACAUACCUGCUGAGAACCCCCCUUUAAUGGUAAUGUCAGAGACAUUUUAGAAUAACAAACAAUAUAUUUACAUACCAAGAUGAAUGCAUUUAUUGCGCCAACAGGGAUAGGAUAACCAAAUAUGUAUUUAAUUUAAAAAAUGUAAGUCUCAUGUAAAUAUAUAGCUGCAAGAGACUCUUUCAUUUGUCAUUGUCACUCAUCUUGCGUGUCUUUUCUGUUUUCUCCAGCAGGGAGCAGGAAACAACAACAUGCCCGGAGGAGGCCAGCCUAUCUUCCCAAGAGGGCCUGGCCCUGCAGACUUUGGUGCCAACAAGCGUCGCAGAUUCUAA
Messenger RNA from Coregonus sp. 'balchen', 4030 nucleotides. Lineage: Eukaryota; Metazoa; Chordata; Actinopteri; Salmoniformes; Salmonidae. The record is from the annotation of a GenBank genome assembly.